Messenger RNA from Aspergillus novofumigatus IBT 16806, 2384 nucleotides. RefSeq names its product putative C6 transcription factor. Gene Ontology annotation, molecular function: zinc ion binding; DNA binding; DNA-binding transcription factor activity, RNA polymerase II-specific. The record is from RefSeq and is a predicted model, not a curated record. The transcript has 5 exons. NCBI's taxonomy places the organism in Eukaryota, Fungi, Ascomycota, Eurotiomycetes, Eurotiales, Aspergillaceae. Gene Ontology annotation, biological process: regulation of DNA-templated transcription; DNA-templated transcription. The coding region runs from base 163 to 2265 and encodes 700 amino acids.
CGCACCAACAUCGAGAAACGAUAGGUUGAUGCUCACACAUCUUUUUGAUCCUCGUUGACUGGUUAGUAUUCCUCCAAUAUUUCAUCUUAGCGGCCCGCCUUGAUAUGAAUCAGCGCAUUGUAACAGUCCGUUACCAGCAGUCUAUCGGGAUUGUUUGUCGGCAUGGAGUCUUCAGCAAAGGGCAAGGAUUUGCCACUUACUGAACGAGGUAGAAGAACCGCCAACGCAUGCCUACGAUGUCAACAGAAAAAGAAACGAUGCGACGGCAACAUUCCUCAGUGUACCUCCUGUGCAGAGCGCCAUUUGACUUGUAUUUACCAGGGAGUGAGACGGAGAGGUCGAGGGAAAACGAAAGCCCAUUUAGGGAAGCUCGAGGCUCGAGUUACGGAAUUAGAGGCUUCUCUGCGCCGUGCGGCAAAUGUUCCUGUGGGGUCGGCAAACAAUACCAUGGCGUGGGCAGAGGAACAGCUGGCACAGACGGCCUCGGGAACAUGCGAGAACAGGACUGAGUCUACUUUAUCAGGUGCGGGGAAUUUCCUCACCACUGCCUCCCACAAUGAACGGAGGAACGAGCCGAUUUAUUGUGAGUCAGAAGCAAGGCUCCCUGGGCCAUCGAUAAUAUCUGAUGGUCACGAGAGGGAAAAAUCGGCUCUUAGGGAGAAGUUGUUCAGAAUGUUUCCGGAGCAAAACGUGAGAAAGCUCAGGUUGGAAGCAAACCGCGGCCCUUUCACCAGCUCGGUCUUUAUCCAACUUCCUCAAAAAUUCCAGCUCCAAUCCAUGUUUGAGGUGGCCUUUACUGAGGCCAAUCAUGUCCUACCGCUAUUUGAUGUCCCUGUCCUAAGGGAUCUUCUGGAACAACACUAUUCAGACCCUACUGUUUCACCAGGGAAGCAACCUGGACGCUGGGCCAUGUUGAAUGCUUCGAUAGCGGUCGCGAUUCAGCUACGGACCGCCAGGGGCUCGUAUAGUGAGAUGACAGAACUGUCGUGGCACUUCUUCAAGAACGCAUUCAGCAUGUAUUCAGUCAUUGCCCUACGAGCGGCAGACGUUUUGGGCCUAGAAUCACUUCUUGCCAUGGCUAUAUAUACGCAGGGAACGAGUGAUGUGCGAACAACGUCCGUUCUCGUGUGUGCGGCCGCACGUCUCUCAUUGACGCUUGGAUUACACCGAAGGGAAUUUUACUCGGUCCUUGACCCUGCCGCCGCUAACCGCCAUAAGAGGGCCUUCUGGAUUGCAUAUAUACUCGACAAGACUAUAUCUGUGAAAACAGGGUUGUCCUCUGUAUUUGAAGACGAUGCGAUAAAUAUCGACUACCCAGAUCUGAUUCUGUCUGCCUCUUCAAUAGAUGGAAACGUCCCGGGAACUAGCAUGUCAGCAUCUUGUUUUCGAUUGAAGGCCGAACUAGCCAUGAUUGAAUUCAGCGUCGAGAAAAGGCUCUACUCCGGAUCGGCUGCAAGGCAGAAUGUACAUCAGCUUUUGGGCCUUGUGGCGGAGCUUGACCAUCAACUGGAGAAUUGGAAAGCGAAGCUUCCGUCGAGUUUUCAACCUGAUGGUAUUGUCUGGUCAACAACGCCAACAAUCAGGGAGCCUAUCACCUUAUUACAUUUUGCUUACUAUUGCACCCUCAGUGAGAUUCAUGGCUUUGCAGCACACCUUAACCAGCAAGGCGAUAUUAGUGCAAUUCGACAAAUUCAGUCAUCAAGGAUCAUUCAGGCAUCGGCAGCCUCCCGAAUAAUCUAUAUACUGCAAUACUUGCCUUUUGAGCAACCUGGACAUCUCUGGCAUCUUCUAUGCUAUCCUAUAUCUGCCUGCAUCACUCUGGUGGCGAUAGUGCUUGAGAACCCUACGGAUGCACAAGCACGUUCCCACACACGAUACAUUGGUCAUCUCGUCGAAUUCCUGACAAGGGUCCAACAUGACAAGGUCCUCGAGGUACAAUUAUUGCUGGAUUUGUGCUCCGAAUUUGAAAGACUAGCGCUCCAUGCCAUUUCCAAAGCAGCAAACGGCACGGAGACUUCGACUUCACCAGGCGUUAGUAUCGCCUCAGAUCUUCAAGGUUAUGGACAGAAAAUUUUGUCUUAUGCCAACGGCAGAACUAGUAGUAUGCAGCUUGCACACGGGCUUAUGGGCAACAUACCCCACCUAUGUUCCAUUGCUGCCAGGACCUUUUCUGGUCUAAUUCCUAAACUGCAGAUAUCUCUAUCUGCAAGCCUACUUUCACCAUCGUCGUUAAAUCCAGAAACGUACGGAUUCACUUUUAUGUAGAUUCGGAUGACGACUAGUCUAUGACAUUGUGGCUAGAAACGAUAUAGGUUAGUCAAUUAAGUCUCCUGAUUUUGUUUCGUUCCCACCCUAUCGGCAGGCAGGGUUUCGGUAAGGGUGCA